UCACACUGCAGACUUGAAGACCACAGUACAACAUGGACUAGCACCCACCAGGGCUCCUCCCGAGGGACAAGGUCUUUAUUGGGUGUGUUUGAAGAAGAUGCUGCAGCUAUUUCCAACUAUAUGAACCAACUGUAUCAAGCCAUGCAUCGGAUUUAUGAUGCACAGAAUGAGCUAAGUGCAGCAACACACCUGACUUCAAAACUUCUAAAAGAAUAUGAAAAACAGCGUUUUCCACUGGGGGGUGAUGAUGAAGUCAUGAGCUCCACUUUGCAACAGUUUUCAAAAGUUAUCGAUGAGCUCAGCUCUUGUCAUGCUGUACUUUCAACUCAGCUUGCUGAUGCCAUGAUGUUCCCCAUUACUCAGUUUAAAGAAAGAGAUCUGAAAGAAAUACUGACAUUAAAGGAAGUGUUUCAAAUUGCUAGUAAUGAUCAUGAUGCUGCGAUUAACAGAUACAGCCGAUUGUCCAAAAAAAGAGAAAAUGACAAGAUGAAAUACGAAUUAACUGAAGAUGUGUACACUUCCAGAAAAAAGCAACACCAGACCAUGAUGCAUUAUUUUUGUGCAUUAAACACUCUUCAGUACAAGAAGAAGAUAGCAUUGCUGGAGCCUCUACUUGGGUACAUGCAAGCGCAGAUAAGUUUCUUUAAGAUGGGCUCUGAAAAUCUCAAUGAACAGCUAGAAGACUUUUUAACUAAUAUUGGAACAAGUGUACAGAAUGUUCGCAGGGAAAUGGACAGCGAUGUGGAGACUAUGCAGCAGACCAUUGAGGAUUUGGAAGUAGCUAGUGACCCGUUGUAUAUACCUGACCCAGAUCCCACCAAAUUCCCUGUUAAUCGAAACUUAACCCGAAAGGCUGGGUACUUGAAUGCUAGAAAUAAAACAGGCUUGGUGUCAUCGACCUGGGACAGACAGUUCUAUUUCACACAAGGUGGGAACUUAAUGAGUCAGGCCCGAGGAGAUGUGGCAGGUGGCCUGGCCAUGGACAUAGACAACUCUUCAGUGAUGGCCGUGGAUUGUGAAGACAGGCGAUACUGUUUUCAGAUCACCUCUUUUGAUGGAAAAAAAUCUUCAAUUUUGCAAGCAGAGAGUAAAAAGGACCACGAAGAGUGGAUCUGUACAAUAAACAACAUAUCUAAGCAAAUAUAUUUAAGUGAAAAUCCAGAGGAAACUGCUGCCCGAGUGAAUCAGUCUGCCCUGGAAGCUGUCACCCCUUCCCCAUCUUUCCAGCAGAGACACGAGAGCCUGCGGCCAGCAGGGCAAUCGCGGCCCCCGGCAGCUCGGACCAGCAGUUCGGGAUCUUUAGGAUCUGAGUCCACGAGUUUGGCUGCCCUCUCUCUAGAUUCCCUUGUGGCCCCAGACACCCCCAUACAGUUUGACAUCAUUUCUCCAGUGUGUGAAGAUCAGCCUGGCCAGGUGAAAGCGUCUGGCCAGGGAAGCAGGCGUACAAAUCCAUUUGGAGAAUCUGGAGGUGGAGGAACAAAAUCGGAAACUGAAGACUCUAUUCUUCAUCAGUUGUUUAUUGUCCGAUUCCUGGGUUCCAUGGAGGUGAGAUCAGAUGACAGUCCAGAUGUUGUUUAUGAAACAAUGCGCCAGAUCUUAGCUGCCCGGGCCAUCCACAACAUCUUCCGGAUGACAGAGUCGCACUUGUUAGUUACUUGUGACUGUUUAAAGCUAAUUGAUCCACAGACACAAGUAACAAGACUUACGUUUCCAUUACCCAGUGUAGUUUUGUAUGCUACACACCAGGAAAACAAGCGGCUCUUCGGAUUUGUGCUGCGGAUGUCAGGAGGGAGAAGUGAGAGUAACCUGUCAUCGAUCUGUUAUAUAUUUGAAUCAAACAACGAAGGGGAAAAGAUCUGUGAUUCUGUUGGACUGGCAAAGCAGAUAGCCUUGCAUGCUGAACUGAGUCGUCGAACGUCAGACAAGCAAAAGGAAAUGGAGAGAGUGAAAGAGAAGCAACAGAAGGAGCUCAGUAAACAAAAGCAAAUCGAGAAGGACUUAGAAGAACAAAGCCGGUUGAUAGCUGCUUCCAGUAGACCAAACCAAGCCAGUAAUGAGGGGCAGUUUGUUGUCCUGAGCAGUAGCCAGUCAGAAGAGAGUGAUUUGGGAGAAGAUGGAAAGAAGAGAGAGUCAGAAGCAUAAACUCACUCUUGCUUUGUGGUUGACACCCUCACCGCACACCCCCUCCCCUCCCCUGCCCCGGGAUGUAGUGACAAUUUCUGUGGUGAAAUGGCACAAGGUAACAACUAUGUUGAAAUAACGAGACUAAGCUGUAUAUUUGCUUAUUGGUUUUAGCUUUAUCUUUUACAAUUAGAUUGAACUUGUGAUUUAGGUUUGUAUUGAUUGCUUUCCCCCCUUCAAAAUGACACACUAUGCAGUAGUAACACCAAAUUCCACAUGCCCAAAAGAAACCCUCUCAUCCCCCUCAGGUAGACUGCUGAGGAAUUAUACUUGCUCAAAGCAUUUCCCUUCAAAUUGUGAACUUUUGUCGUGUUUUGAAUUGGCUGUGGCCACACAAGAUCCAAUCGGCCGUGGCUUCCGACCUUGACAUCCUCGGGUCUGGUGUGCCCCCUCUGUCUCACGAGUAACAUUUUGCUGGUAGUGAGGGAGAGGAAGCUUUUGAAAGGAGGGCUGCAGAGUUUCAAAACCCUUUAUAUAGAGAAUUCUACACGUUUGCAAAUAUUUUAACAAUAGUACCUGUGCAAUAGAACUUUUAUAAAUAAUUAAGAGCAGCGAGUUUAGACUUAAGGUUUCAAAAUGGUGACAGGUGGUUACUGUUGACUUCAGGGCAAUUUCUUGGCUUGCUAACAUCCCCCCUUUGAUGUGCAUGAGUUAUGCCCUGAUGCCAAGGGGAAAAUGCUGAGGGAGCCCAGCUCACAACUGCUGCCGUCCUGGGCGCUUUAUCAUGUUCUUAGUUCUCAGGUUGGAACUGGAGUCAUUGCUGCAGAGCAGUAUAAUGGUUAAAAUAAGAUUUUGGAAUUUAUUAAAAGGGACAUUUUCGUUGUUCAAAUACAUCUUAGAUUAGUAUUUAGAGAUAAAGAUAAUUGUUACAGGAUGAUACACUAUAUUUUAUGCAUUGCAUGAAAUAAUUUUUAUUGAAAGCAACCUUUCAAAGAUGUUCUCAACCAAUUAUGUUUCCUUGCCUAAAGUAACAAGUCCCAGAGUUUAGAAACUAUAAUCUUUUAAAUUCCAGACUGAUACUCCCAGUAUUUUCAUAAUACCAAAUCACCACUUUAUAUCCACAAGGACAAAUAGUUCAUGUAGAAAGAUGGAAUAAUUUGCACUAAUUAUUUUUAGCUACUUCUGUGCUUUAAAUAAAUAAAAGGUUUACUUCUAUGGAAGGUUGAAAAGAAAUUGAAUGCCUGGUCUAAUAGAAGAGAGUUGGCCACAGAAGGAAUUUCGCCUGCUGCCCAAGUUAAAAUGACUCCUGGGUCAGGGCUUGAUCCCUCUCUGUUUUAUCAGGUCUUUCACACUGUCGAUAGGGACCGUCCGCGGGUUACACAUGAUGAAGCAUCUGUAGGUAAGUUGACGAUAGUGAGUCAAACAUUUUACAUCAGUGACACAUUUCCAGGACGUUAGGAAGACUGAUUUCACAGAGGACACGUCCUUUGAUGGCUCUGCCUUGUUCUUCUUGGGAAUCAGACACGGCUUCUGUUCAGUUCUCACUGCAGCUGACCUUUCAUACUGUGGGCACGGACCGAUGGUGAUUAUAUACAGGUUCAUGAUCUUUUUAUCCAUGUGCCAAAUGGGAGUAUGGAUUAGUUACUUCUCUUUGAAGCCAUAGGUGAACUGAAGUAUAAGUUAAAAAAGUGAUAGAAAACUUUUUGAAAAAGUUUAUUGAGCGUGUCCUAAGGGAGUGCUUUCACCAUAGUUUAGGCAUCAUUCCUUUGGUCAGCAUUUAUCCUGUGGGCAACACUUGAUUAGUCAUGCCAAGUCCUGCUUUAAGAACUUUUUGGAGAAUCUGGAGGCUUUCUCUUACAGCCAGGAUGCCUCCAAGGCCAGACAGAAGGCAUGCGGACUUGAUGACGGUGGAAGACGCAGCUUCUCUGCUGCGCCCUUAGCUCAGACCUUACGGUGUCACCAGUGAUCUGUGCUCCCUCUGUUGACAGGCUUUCCUAGCGCUGUUCUGCCCAGCUCCCUAACGGCCCUUCUCACCCUGAGCUACUUUGGUUAUGAUGGGACUAAUUUGGGCUUAUUUUUUAUCAGAUUUAAGUUUCUACCUAAUGAUUUUUAGAUAUUAACAAAACUGACCUCUAACAGGAGAGAGUUUCUGUCAGCCUAAUCCUGCUAUGUACUCUGCUACUUACCCGAACAGUGGUUUUGUUAACAAUGGUAAUGAAGUCUGUUACCUUGAACAGAGCCCCCAACACCAGCCUGGUGUUUGCAGUAUCUGCCAUGAUGACUCUGUGCUUAAUUUCAAAGGCCAUCUCGGGCUCACAGUCAAAGGGUGGUAAGUAAACUUAGUCACUACAGGCUUGAGAACAACAACAUCCAAUUCAACACCUAAUCUUAUGUGGUAAAGACCUCCGGUACAUCUGGAAACCACAGAUGUUUAAAAUUUGAAUUUUAAUAUAAAUGCUGACCGUGAGCUAGUGUCCUGCAAAGCCUGCCACCGGAAUCAAUCAAAUGACAAGUUAUGUUGGUUUUGACAGCAACCUCUGAGCAUUCAAACUGUAUUUCAGAUAUUCAGACCAGUCCACAGGAGCGCUCCCUUCGUUUUAUUUUUCUUGUGUUUGGCUUAAUCUUUAAUGAGAUUUUAGUCUAAUUAAUAGUACAUAAAGAUUUGAAACUGGAAAUUUACAUUUUUAACCAAGUUGGUAUGGCUGUACUCAUGUAAUUUUCUUCAGUCGAUAUGAGAACUGGGGAUUAAGUUAUGACUAAUGGGGGGGGGAGACUUUGCAUAUCUGGUGAUUCUUCAAUGUCAAUGGACAGGUUUGUUCUUACGUCACGGAGAGCACUAAUCAUGCAGUGCACAAUGAAAACUGGUGCCUCCCUUCAGGAUCGGGUUGGAAGAAUGCAUUUCUCUGGUGGUGGCAAGCUUGUGGGGAGGAGGCCUUAUUUCCGCAUUUUGUUAAACUAGGUAUAUUUGCUGACAGGGCUUCCGGAGAUACGCUGGUAGGUUUUUUUAAAAUGUAUAAUAAAAUCUGUGACUUUUGUACAGUC
Echinops telfairi (small Madagascar hedgehog) is the source of this 5163-nucleotide messenger RNA. RefSeq names its product adaptor protein, phosphotyrosine interacting with PH domain and leucine zipper 1 (gene APPL1). Gene Ontology annotation, molecular function: protein binding. Gene Ontology annotation, cellular component: cytoplasm; endosome membrane. The record is from RefSeq and is a predicted model, not a curated record. The transcript is spliced from 22 exons. NCBI's taxonomy places the organism in Eukaryota, Metazoa, Chordata, Mammalia, Afrosoricida, Tenrecidae. The coding region runs from base 121 to 2142 and encodes 673 amino acids. Gene Ontology annotation, biological process: signaling.